CUGAUUGGAUGUUUGAUACAGUUUGGCAAAGUUUGAUUGCCCAGUGGAUGGCCCCAGAAUUUAAAACAAAGAGUAUCCAAGCUCAAAUAAAUAGAGCAUCUGAGAAAGGUGGAAGUCUGCACACAGGUGGCUCCAUCACCCCUCACGAGCAUGCUAUCCGGAUGUCACAAGAGUUGGGUCGCCUUCCACAUGUUGAUGAGUUGUUCCACCAAACUCAUGUACGAAAGGUUACAGGCGAUUUUGUCGACCAAAGAUCUAAGCGAACAUAUGAUCAAUUUGAAACUAUAUUUAAUCAAGCUAGGUCUGAGGCCGCAUCUUGUACAGGAGGUUCUGAAACGUCUCCUAUGGACCCAGUUGAGCAAGAAAUACUCCGCAAUAAGAGUUGGAUUGUUGCUGCUGGUGGGAUUACAGACAAAAGACGACUUUACGGGGUUGGAAAAGUCACUUCUCCAUUGACAGAUGUGGAUACCUUGAUAAAUAUAUCUUCUGGGCGUGCUACUGAAGAGUCAGAGAAAAUUAUUCAAUUGGAAGAGCAAGUCCGUAAGUCUAGGGAGGAGGCUCGUCAAUCUAGGGAACAAAAUGAACGCUUGCAACGCCAGUUUCAAUCCCUGUUCAAUGCUGUUCUACCUCUCCUACCUUCUGAUACACAACAUAUUUUGCAACAACAGGUGGAUCAACAAUCUCAUGACAACCACAAUGACCAACAACCACCGCCUACUGGACACUAUGGGGAUGACUAUUAGUUUUUUUUAUAGAUUAUGGAUAUUUUUAUUCAUAUUUUAUUCUGUACAAUUUUAAAAUUAUCUUAUUUUACACAAUGACAUGGAAACUAAUUAUGCAUAAUUGCUAUGGGUAUUUUGAUUUUAAAGAUGUUUGAUUUCAUAUUGUGGUUAACUGAAUUUGCUUAACUGAAGGAUAUAUAUAAGGUUAUAGGAUAUUUUAA
Cajanus cajan (pigeon pea) is the source of this 943-nucleotide messenger RNA. The record is from RefSeq and is a predicted model, not a curated record. NCBI's taxonomy places the organism in Eukaryota, Viridiplantae, Streptophyta, Magnoliopsida, Fabales, Fabaceae.